AUGGGGUGGUUGCACGCCAUGCAAGCAGUUGCGUCUACCUUCCAUCAAGUUAUGCGCUUUCCGGCACCCACCGGGCAAAUUGAAGAGGUUUGGGGAGACCAGGUGAUGGCAAAACAAUGUUUCAUUGCGGUAAAUGGCAGCCGAGCAGCCAAAGGGUUUGUCCAGAUGAUUGAGGGGCCCAAGGGGAAGGAGGUCCUUGAAGACGUAGGAAGGAAGGCCGAGGAAAAAUCGGUAGAGGAUUUGGUUGAAGUGCGCAUCGACGAGGACGACCCGACUAAGUUCUUCCUCUUGGGAUCAUCUUUGUCAAGCGCCGAGCGGUUAGAUUACGUCAAAUUCUUGACUUCUAAUUUGGAGGCCUUUGCGUGGACACCUUACGAUAUGCCUGGCGUUGACCCAAGCUUCAUUUGCCAUCAGUUGAAUGUCUACCCUGAUGCACGGCCCGUCAUCCAAAGGACACGCCGCUCUGCCUUGCACCAUGCUGAGGUGGUAGCGGAAGAAGUGAAGAACCUGUUGGAAGCUGGGGCCAUAGAAGAAGUGCAAUACCCUCGAUGGAUAUCCAACACGGUGGUAGUUCCAAAGAAGAACGGCAAGUGGCGGGUCUACGUUGACUACAAGACUAUAGCCAUGUAUAAACCGGACCGAGAGAUCACAUCGUUCACCACUUUCAAAGGCAUGUAUUGCUAUAAAGUCAUGCCGUUCGGGCUGAAAAACGCCGGAGCAACUUUUCAACGGAUGGUGAUAAAGAUGUUCGCCCCAAUGCUGGGCCGCACCAUAGAGGCCUACAUCGACGAUAUGGUGGUGAAAAGUAAGGAGAAAGCUCAGCACCUCUCCGACCUAGCAGAGAUGUUUGCUAUACUUAAACGCCACAAGCUUCGUUUGAAUGCUUCCAAAUGUGUCUUCGGAGUCGGCACCGGGAAGUUUUUGGGUUUUCUGGUCACAAAUCGAGGGAUUAAAGCUGACCUAUCACAGAUCAAGGCUUUACAAGACCUGGAGCGUCCUAACUCCACAAAGGACAUGCAACAUCUUGCCGGGAUGGCAGCCGCGUUGAACAGAUUUAUCGGCCGGUCUUCGGAUCGUUACAGGCCCUUCAUUAAAACUUUGAAGUCCAAGUUCUUUUGGGAUGACGAGUGCGACCGCGCACUAGCAGACCGGAAAGCAUAUCUCUCCUCAGCCCCUAUUUUGGUCACACCUCAGCCGGGCGAAGAGUUGUACCUCUACUUGCCUGUCUCUCAACACGCGAUCAGCGCAGUAUUGGUCCGUGCUGAAGUAUGCCCGAUUGAUUUGGUUAGUGCGGAUUUAGCACAACCCAUGGUUCUGGCAACAGAAACAAGUGUUAGUUCGCAAGUAGGAAAAGGGAUGAGCACGACCGAACUAACAAAGUCCGGCGAUGAUGAACCCAACCAAGACAAGGAAAGGGACCAGAAUGAACCGAUCAGAGACUUGGAAUUGAGAAGCUCCCAGAACCCCUCUGAUUGCUGGAAGCUGUUUAUUGGCGAGAUGUGGAAGCUCUUCGUUGAUGGGGCAUCCAACAGACAUGGGGCCGGGCUGGGCAUCGUGCUGAACUCACUGAACGGGCUGAUCAUCAAGCAGGCAAUUACACUCGGCUUCCCAGCAUCCAACAACGAGGCUGAGUAUGAAGCUCUCCUUGCCAAACUAAGAAGCGCUCUAAGAAUGAAAGCCACAGCCGUUAUGGUAUUCAGUGAUUCCAAGUUGGUGGUCAAUCAGGUCUCAGGGGAGUAUGAGGCAAAGGACGAAAGAAUGGCCAAGUAUCAGGCGCUGGUACGCGCAGAGAGCAAGAAGUUCGCUGCAAUAAGGAUGGAACAAAUCGACCGCGAGGAAAACAACGCGGCUGAUGAAUUGGCCGGACUUGCUUCUGCUCAGACAGCUUUUCCUAACCCCUUGAUGAUAGAAUUUUUACCCUGGCCAAGCAUUGAGGAACCAGAAUUAGCCGAGGUACUCUACACCGAUUUGGGUCCUUCCUGGAUGGAUCCCAUCGUCGCCUUCCUGAGAGAUAGAGUCUUGCCGGAAGAAAAGAAGACGGCCAACAAGGUCCGAGCCAAGUCAGAGCGGUUUUGGCUCUCCCCUUCCGGAGCCUUGUACAAGAAGUUUUUCGCCGGGCCGUACCUGAAGUGUGUUCACCCCUCUAAGGUGGAGGCCUUCCUCUAUAAGAUCCAUGAAGGCAUCUGCGGCAACCAUACUGGGGGCAGAUCUUUGGCCUACCGAGCGAUUUCUCAGGGCUACUGGUGGCCAUGCAUGCAGGCGAACGCACAGAAGUACGUUCGCCGGUGUGAAAAAUGUCAGAAGUUCGCUCAUCAGAUCCAUCAGCCAGCAAGAGAGCUGCUCCCCCUUUCCAGUCCUUGGCCGUUCGCACUCUGGGGAUUGGACAUAGUAGGGCCACUCCCAGCGACCCCGGACAAUCGCAAGUUCUUUAUCGCCGCCACUGACUACUUCACGAAAUGGGUUGAGGUCGAGCCAUUGGCGACCAUAAAGGAAAAGGAACGCGCAGAAGUACGUUCGCCGGUGUGA
This is a messenger RNA of Camellia sinensis, 2526 nucleotides long. The record is from RefSeq and is a predicted model, not a curated record. NCBI's taxonomy places the organism in Eukaryota, Viridiplantae, Streptophyta, Magnoliopsida, Ericales, Theaceae.